Messenger RNA from Phoenix dactylifera (date palm), 2059 nucleotides. Its product is annotated as CDPK adapter, putative (DUF1423). NCBI's taxonomy places the organism in Eukaryota, Viridiplantae, Streptophyta, Magnoliopsida, Arecales, Arecaceae. The record is from RefSeq and is a predicted model, not a curated record.
CAUUUUAUUUAUUUUCUUUUCUUUUCUUUUUGCUUUUAAAUUUUCUUUUGAAUCGAUACGGAGCCAGAAGGGAUAUCGGUCCCUAACCGCCUGUGAACUUUAAGGUGGCAUAGCUCCUGCUCGGACUCCGAGGGCAUUUCGGUAACUCGAAUCUGGGGUUCAAGAGGGCCACCGCCGAAAGAUACAACCCCCCGAGCCCCGCACCUUCACUCGUUCGUCUCGCUCUCUCUUCCUCGAUCCAGAAAGGAAGGGGACCAAUCGAAAUCAGAUUCCUUCGCUGCUGUUUGAUGGUCACUCCGAUUUACGAAUUCUAGUUCUCUUAUCAGUUAAUCACCAGAAGAAAUAAGUCCAUGGAGGUUGAUCUGUCAGAAGGGAGUAAUUAUCAGACUCCAUCUUCAAAUGGAAAGCUCCUAGUUGCCACACCUGUUGCAGGUGGUUCAUCUGGUGAAGGCUUGCCUUAUGCUCCUGAAGAUUGGCCCAAUCCUGGAGAUAAAUGGCGGUGGAAAGUAGGGAAUAGAAAAACUGCUUCUGGCCACUGGGUUGAUAGAUAUCUUUAUCCCCCUGCCCAUUUUCCAAAAGCUACUGGCAAAAAGUCGGGAUUUCCAAGCAGAUUAUCACUUGAAGAAUACAUUCGGAAGGAAUUUUCUGACAAGGAUGUUGAUUCCUUUUUUGCAUCUUUUAUUUGGAGGGUUCCUUGCGCUGGUCACACUCCAAGAAAAGGUUCAACUUCAUUGAGUACUGAGAAAAACUUACAUAUUCAUGUAUCUCCAUAUAGUUUGGACAUGAGUGAAUGUUCUGGAUCUGUAUCAGAAAUGUGGGUUGGGGGUUGUAAAGCUGGAAAUAAGAUGUGCAACCUCCAAGAGAAAGAACGAAGCAAUGGAUUGCCAGCCAAGGAUUGUGAUAUCUGCUGCAGUGAAUAUGGUUUCUGUCGUGACUGUUGUUGUAUCCUGUGCUGCAAAACUGUUGAUUGGGUAUAUGGAGCUUAUAGUUUUAUUAGAUGUGAGGCAAUUGUGGAUGCGAAUCUUAUCUGUGGGCAUGUUGCACAUAUUGAAUGUGCCCUUCGUUCUUACAUGGGUGGGACUGUUGGAGGAACCAUUGGUUUGGAUGUGGAAUAUUUUUGCAGACGCUGUGACAAUAAAUCCGACCUUAUGUCACAUGUGACCAAGCUUAUAAGAACAUGUGAAUCUCUUGACUCCAGGAAUGAUAUUGAAAAAAUUCUAAAUUUGGGCUUUUGCAUCUUGCGUGGCUCUGAACGAAUGGGAGCAAAGAGCUUGCAGAACCGGAUUGGAUUGAUCUUGCUUAAGCUUAAACAAGGUGUUCCUCUUGGUGAAAUCUGGAAGAUGGAGGAUAGCAUCUCAUUGCCUACUGCAGGAGAUACCUCCCAUCUUGGAAAUGAGAUAACAAUUUUAGGGGCACCAGACAUUACAAGAUAUAAAAUAAAUGAGGGUCUCAAAGAGGAGGUCGAACUUCUGCAAAAGAAUGAUACAGUUGAUGGGGGAGCUCAGCUGUCAGAUUAUGAUAAUGUGUCUGUGAAGCUUGAAGAUGAUAUAGACAAGAUACUUCAAGAAUUGAAAAGUUCACAAGAGCUGGACUGUAAAAUUGUGGAGGAAAAGCUUUAUGAUCAGAAAGAUUACCUUCUCAGUUUAUAUCAACAGCUUGAUUCAGAAAGAUCAGCUCUUGCAAAUCCUAUUUCUAUUUUACCUAAUGGGGGUGAUUGUGAUAAUCUUCUUGCCAAUGUUCUGGACAGAGUGGAUCAAAUAAGGCAUGAGGAGGAAAAACUCCGGAAUAUGAUGAAAAUAGCUAAAGGCUUUGGACAAACCAACAAAAGUAUCCUUCAUGAACACUUUGGGCUAACCUCUGAUAAUUGAACAAAGUAUCUAUAUCAGUUUACAUUGUUAUGUUAUAUAUCUUGUUUUCACAAUUGAGAAAAAGGAUAACAUUAUUAAUAUUUUCUUAAGAAAUAAAUGUACUACAAUUGAUAUGUUAUUCUUUGUUUUAUCCUGUGUGCCAUAAUUUAGUUGGUAAAUCACCAAUGUCAGUCACUCUAAUUUUUCAUUUA